Ceratosolen solmsi marchali is the source of this 1299-nucleotide messenger RNA. It is a transcript of the gene Rpn13, whose product is annotated as regulatory particle non-ATPase 13. Gene Ontology annotation, cellular component: nucleus; proteasome regulatory particle, lid subcomplex; cytoplasm. NCBI's taxonomy places the organism in Eukaryota, Metazoa, Arthropoda, Insecta, Hymenoptera, Agaonidae. The transcript has 5 exons. The coding region runs from base 12 to 1250 and encodes 412 amino acids. The record is from RefSeq and is a predicted model, not a curated record. Gene Ontology annotation, molecular function: endopeptidase activator activity; proteasome binding.
AUAAAUAAAAAAUGUCUAGUGGAGCAUUAUUUGGAAAUAAUACUGCUCGAGGUGCAAAUAAAAAUCUCGUAGAGUUUAAAGCAGGAAAAAUGACAAUGAAAGGCAAAACGGUUUAUCCAGAUAGUAGAAAGGGUCAACUAUACGUUUAUCAGGCAGAUGAUUCUUUGAUGCAUCUUUGUUGGAAAGAUCGCACUACUGGUGUUGUAGAAGAUGAUUUAAUUAUAUUUCCGGAUGAUUGCGAAUUUAAAUAUGUGUCAUAUUGUAAAACUGGAAGAGUUUACCUUCUAAAAUUUAAGUCAUCCAAUCGAAAAUUUUUCUUUUGGUUACAGGAUCUCAAAACAGACAAGGAUGAUGAACAUUGUAGAAAAAUUAAUGAAGUUCUCAAUAAUCCUCCUACUCUUGGCUCACAAAGAAGUAGUGGUGCUAAUCCAGAAGGGGACUUGCAAAAUUUAUUAAAUAAUAUGUCCCAGCAACAAUUAAUGCAACUAUUUGGAGGUGUAGGACAAAUUGGAGGGCUUGGUAGUUUGUUAGGAACUAUGAAUCGACCUUUUAGCGGAAGUAGAAUUUCCACAACAUCUUCAUUAACUCCAGUUACAACUACAGCUUCUAGACCACCUGCAUCCCUUACUCCUGGUCCUACUACAACAGUUUCAGAAUCAUCCACUAAACCAGUUGAUUCUAAAGGCACUAAAUCUUCUCAACUUGGAAAAACAACAGAGCCAUCAGCACCUUCAGUAGCUGAAAAUAAUCGAAUACGCCUCAGUGAUUUGCAAAAUUUUUUGUCUGGAAUUCCAACACCACCUGGAACGGAACCGGCAGUUCAGAGGGGCGUAGCGAGUGAACUGAGCGCAGCCAUCCCAGCAGCGAUCUCCGCAAUCGAGAGUCUAAAAGAUGCGGUAGGCAUUCAUUUGCCACCUGGGGACAGCCUCUCUACUACGCUCUCGUCCCCCCAGUUCUCGCAGGCGCUAUCAAUGUUCUGGUCUGCUUUGCAGUCGGGCCAGGCGGCCCCGGUUGUCCAACAAUUCGGUUUGGGGGCUGAUGCAGUUAACGCCGCUUCCAGCGGUAACAUCCAGGACUUUGUCAGUGCUCUCGAAACAGAGGCUAAUAAUCAUCCAGCUGCAAAUACGAGCGAGGUUAGUAACGACACAUCUGCGACUACACCCAAUGAAGCGAAGAACGCCGAACAAACCAAAACACAGCAACAACCUAAUAAGAAGGACGACGACGACGAGGGUAUGGCACUUGAUUGAGACUCGCGCCUUUGAACAUCCACUUAUAUAUAAAAAUGAAAUUUAUCUC